Molecule: messenger RNA, 1992 nt
Organism: Saccharomyces paradoxus
Lineage: Eukaryota; Fungi; Ascomycota; Saccharomycetes; Saccharomycetales; Saccharomycetaceae
Gene: MNE1
Product: Mne1p
Exons: 1
Coding region: 1-1992 (663 amino acids)
Biological process (GO): Group I intron splicing
Cellular component (GO): ribonucleoprotein complex
Source: RefSeq, a predicted model, not a curated record
AUGAAAUUAGUUUUUAAAAGAUGUUCGUCUACCCACAUCGGUAAGCUGAUUAAGGAAUCUUUAACAACUCCUGAAAUACUGCCACAGCUAGAGCGAAAGCCAUCAUCGCAUAAACGUUUGCCAAAUAACAAAAGAACUAACUCAAUUACUGAUAAAUGGUUGAAGGAUGCGCUAACAAGGAAAGAUAAACUGAACGAAGAUAAACUCCAGAAUGUGAAUUUACGACUAAAUGUAGUAAUGACUACUUUACAGAAGCUUCGUACAACUUAUAAUCCUGCUUUGUAUUUUGCGUUGUUGAAUCGCGUUGGGACAGGUCAUAUAAGAUGGUUAAAUAAAAGCGGCCGACAGAUUGGUGCAUUCCCAUCUGGUCGGCUGCCUUUGGAGUUUUAUCAUGAGCUCUCUAAUAUGCUCUAUAAAGUAUCGCUUCGGCCCGUAAAUGACAAACUUGCACUGGCUAAAUUUUCGUUGCAAUUAUUGGAUCGUUAUUAUUCAAUUAAAGCCAAAUCUUUUACUGGGAAAGACAGAUUUCGGGCAAACACGAAAUUUUUGAGAAAUUGUGCCCUUUUAGUCAUCAAAUCCCAGUCGAGCUAUUACUUAGGGAUAAUACAGCGGCUAUUCGCGGAAAAUUCGGAAGGUCAAUUGUUAGCCAAUUUAUGCCAGCUAGCAUUCUAUGUGGAGACAUGCCAAUGGACGAGUGUAGUGGAUAUUUUACCCUCAUGCGUAUCUGAUUCUGUCUUGAGAAUCUCGAAGGAGCGCGAAAGAGCUAUUCAACUCUUGGAGUUAUUUCGUCCAGGUUUGAUUAAAAGUCUAGAAGUAAUGAUAGCACAAGGUAUGGAGAAUGAAGUUUGUCAGACUUUGAAAAGUUUGUCCAAGUGGAACUUCCAUUUUGAACAGCAUGAUUCUUCGAACUUGGUGCAGUUAUGCCAGAACCAUUCUUGCCUCAAAGUUAUUGAAACCAUGAGUAGAUUGUCCCUUAUUACCAUUGGUAUUGGACAAUACGGAUUGGAAAAUUUACCAUCCGAGGUGAGUUUGAAGCAGAGCAUGCAUAUUCUAUCCAAAGAGAAUUUCGAACCUUUCAAGCAUGAUUCAUUUCUUCAAUCUCUGUCAUUCAAAUUAAGUGAUUUGCCAUUGAACUUGGGAGUUUGGAAACAGUACAUUAAGGAGAUUGAUGACCAACUGCAGGCUGAGACCAAGCCACUUCCCUUAAGAGCUUUUUUCAUUAAUACUUUACUGUGUCACUUAUCUGUGCGCAAGAAUUUCGAUUUUAUGCUUUCAUUGGUCGAGCACAUGGUAUAUGAAAGAAAGUUAUGGCAGCCAUUAUUACUCACAGAGAAUAUAGUUGGAAACAAAGAAAAUUCCAUUUUCCAUUGUUUCUUCCAUGGCGCCUCUCAAGAAAUUUCUACCAAACUUACUCUACUAACAUUGUUUAACCAGUUAAUUAAAAUUGAUUAUCAACUUAAUGUUAACGAUUUUCUCUCGAUGUUAAGAGUCUGUAAAAACUACUCUGAUUCUGAUUUUUUCUAUUUUGUUUUUUAUAAUUUGUUGAUCACACACAGCCACAAAUUUUUUCUUUUUGAUAAAUUCAGCAAUAAAUUUUCUUGGAGGUUGCCAAUACAGAUUGGAGAUGCAAUCUCUGAAUGGCUAUCCAGCCUAGAAAUUGAUAUACAGGAAAAUACCGAUAGAGUUUUGCAGAUAACAGAUGACGUCAGCGAAUGGUAUGUUGAGGGUAAACCAUUUAACUCGAAAAAUCAGACCAUUCAACCAAUCAAUAUACCCAAACUGCGCAAAAUUUUUGGGGAGCGGAAAACUCUAUUUCAUAUGGAUCCAGAGAUUUUUCAGAAAUGUAAAGCGAAAAGAGAUAAAGAGAUGCGAAAGGAAGCUUUAUUUACCGCAAACGAUGCGGAAUAUAACUUUGCGGCAGAUGUAUCUUAUGCAAAGAGAGUAGAAAAUUUAUUUUUUUGCGUAGAGUCCGAACAAAUGCAACAAAAAUAA